AUGCUUAAAUUUCGGCUCAUACGAAGGCCAUCGGUGCAGAACGUCUGGACGUCAUUUAUUCGAUAUACUCAUGCUAACGCACCAACUAAAUUAGAAGCACUUCAAAAAAGAAUUGAAGACAUCCCGAUCGAAAACUAUAGAAACUUUUCCAUCGUUGCUCAUGUGGAUCAUGGUAAAUCUACCUUGAGUGACAGGUUACUGGAAUUGACAAACGUCAUUAAGCAAGGAGAUGGAAACAAACAGGUAUUGGAUAAACUAGAAGUUGAAAGAGAAAGAGGCAUUACCAUCAAAGCUCAAACCUGUUCAAUGUUUUACCAUGAUAAGAGAAAUUGCAAGGACUAUUUGCUACACCUGGUCGAUACUCCUGGUCAUGUCGAUUUCAGAGGUGAGGUGUCAAGAUCAUAUGCAUCCUGUGGUGGUGCUCUCUUACUGGUGGAUGCCUCUCAGGGUGUACAAGCACAAACUGUUGCAAAUUUUUACCUUGCAUACAGCAUGGGCUUGACGCUUGUACCCGUGAUUAAUAAAAUAGAUUUGGACCUCGCCGAUAUUGCACAGGCAGAAGACCAAAUAGUGAACACAUUUGAACUACCUGAAGAGGAUAUCAUACGUGUAAGUGCCAAAACGGGGCUUAACAUAAAAGCUGAUUUGCUACCAGCUAUUAUCGACCGUAUUCCGCCUCCACAAGGUCUCAGCACGAAGCCAUUCAGGGCCCUUUUAGUAGAUUCCUGGUAUGACUCUUACAUGGGAGUCGUGUUACUGGUACACAUAGUUGACGGAAAACUCCGAAAGGGCGAUAAAAUUAUUAGUGCUCAAACGGAUAAGAAGUAUGAGAUCAGAGAAAUUGGUAUCAUGUAUCCCGAUAGGAUACCUACUGGAUCCCUCAGCACCGGGCAAGUUGGCUAUAUUGUUCCAGGUAUGAAAGCUUCGAAAGAGGCGAAGAUUGGAGACACAUUAAUGCACUUUGGUCGUGAAUCGGAAACGGAAGUCCUCCCAGGGUUUGAAGAAACGAAACCGAUGGUAUUUGUUGGUGCAUUUCCCGCGGAUGGUGCUGAAUUCAAAGCUUUGGAUGACGAUAUCAACAGGUUGGUGCUGAAUGAUAGAUCCGUUUUGUUACAGCGUGAAACAUCUAAUGCUUUAGGACAGGGCUGGAGAUUGGGUUUUCUUGGUUCACUACAUGCAUCGGUGUUCAGAGAACGAUUAGAAAAAGAGUACGGAUCGAAAUUAAUUAUUACUCAGCCAACUGUGCCGUAUCUGAUCAAAUUCAGAGAUGGAACAGAUAAGAUCAUCACUAACCCUGACGACUUUCCAGACUUGGCUCUGCGUAAAACGAAAAUAAUGUGUUUUCAGGAACCUUAUGUUGAGGCUAUAAUGACCUUACCACAAGAAUAUCUCGGAAGCGUCAUAAAAUUAUGCGAUAAUAAUCGGGGGCAGCAAAUUGAGAUAUCCUGUUUGAACAUGACAGGUCAAGUUAUGCUAAAAUACCAUUUACCUUUAGCACAACUUGUUGACGAUUUCUUCGGCAAGUUAAAGUCGGUGUCGAGAGGCUAUGCAUCCCUUGAUUACGAAGAUAUUGGAUACUUCGAUUCUGAUGUUGUCAAGCUAGAACUACUAGUAAAUGGCAAGGGGGUGGAUGCGUUAGCUCAAGUUAUGCAUAGAUCUCAAGUUGAUCGUGUUGGCAAAGAAUGGGUGACAAAAUUUAAAGAAUUUAUCAAAUCUCAACUAUACGAAGUGGUAAUCCAAGCAAGAGCAAAUGGUAAGAUAUUGGCUCGUGAGACAAUAAAAGCAAGAAGAAAGGAUGUUUUGGCUAAAUUGCAUGCAUCCGACGUUUCCAGAAGGAAGAAGUUACUUUCAAAACAGAAAGAGGGUAAAAAACAACUAAGGAGUAUCGGCAAUGUCCAGGUUAGUCAAGAAGCCUACCAAGCCUUUUUAAGAAGAUAG
Zygotorulaspora mrakii is the source of this 1938-nucleotide messenger RNA. It is a transcript of the gene GUF1, whose product is annotated as GTPase GUF1. The transcript has a single exon. The coding region runs from base 1 to 1938 and encodes 645 amino acids. The record is from RefSeq and is a predicted model, not a curated record. Gene Ontology annotation, molecular function: GTPase activity; GTP binding; mitochondrial ribosome binding. Gene Ontology annotation, cellular component: mitochondrion. Gene Ontology annotation, biological process: positive regulation of translation. NCBI's taxonomy places the organism in Eukaryota, Fungi, Ascomycota, Saccharomycetes, Saccharomycetales, Saccharomycetaceae.